CAACACUCUCUCUAUUGAUCAGAGCAGGUGCUGGACUUUCAAACACAUCUCACUGAUGUCCGAGGAGAAAUGGCUCUGCGGUAGGACUCGUUGAGCUCCAGCGUCUGACCGAACGAACUUCAGAUUCUCAUCCAGUCUCGAGCUCAUCGAUCAGCGGCUCUUUCAUACUGAAGCUUUUUCGCGGGUCUUUGCGGCAUUUUCUGCCUUUAAAUCAGCGUGAGCUGUAGCGCCUGAACGGAGGCUGAUGAUGAAUAUGAAACACAUCAGAUCGGGCAUAUAAUGGGCAUCGAGGACGCGGGAAUGAGGAACGGACGGGCUCUGUCCGAUCAGUGGGCCGACAGCGUGGUGGUCCGACCCCGGACUACCGAGCAGCACAUCACGGUGCAUAAGAGACUGGUGCUGGGCUUCGCGAUCUCCAUCCUCACCCUCAUCAUCGUCACGGCCAUCGCCAUCACGCUCAGCGUCAGCUUCGAGAGAUGCGCCGCGGAGAGCAGCGGGGCUCUGGCCGCCAACGGCUCCAGCAACAGUAAGUGGAAACAGUCCCGGGACGGGAACAUCAGUCACAGAGACUCGGAGGACGGCCAGCAGCCCUGGAGACACUUGCGCUUACCGGCCACCCUGCGCCCGCGCCACUACGACCUCCGGCUGACCGUGCACAUGGAGAACUUCAGCUUCUCCGGCGAGGUGAACAUCGAGUUUGAGUGCGUCAACUCUACCAAGCUGAUCGUGCUGCACUCGGACCGGCUAGAGCUGGACAAAGUGCUGGUGUUUUCGGACAGUAAGAAAGCGGGCGCUAUGCGGAUCCAGCGCCGCUUCCAUUAUCAGCCCAAACAGGUGUAUGUGAUCGCGCUGCACAGAGAGAUGAAGCCCCUCAGAACAUACAAGAUCAACAUCACCUUCACCGCGCACAUCGAGCACGAGCUGCUGGGCUUCUUCCGCAGCUCAUACAUGCUCAAUGGAGAAAGAAGGUUUUUGGCGGUGACGCAGUUUUCUCCGACUCAUGCUAGAAAGGCCUUCCCAUGUUUUGAUGAGCCCAUCUAUAAAGCCACAUUCAGAGUGAGUCUGAAACACGAGAGCUCGUAUCAAUCGCUGUCCAACAUGCCAGUGGAGGCCACUACGUCUGAUGAGGACGGAUGGGUGACAAAUCAUUUCUCCAGGACGCCCCGCAUGUCCACAUAUUACCUGGCCUGGGCCGUUUGUAACUUCACCUACAAAGAAGCAGUCACAGAUAAUGGAGUUGUGAUUCGGCUGUACGCCAGACCUGAUGCCAUCCAGAGCGGAUCGGGUGACUACGCUCUGCGCAUCACCAAGAGACUCCUGCAGUUUUACCAGGAUUACUUCAAAGUCAAAUAUUCCCUCCCCAAAUUAGAUCUGCUGGCAGUGCCAAAACAUCCAUAUUCCGCCAUGGAGAACUGGGGCCUCAGUGUGUUUGUGGAGCAGAAGAUCUUGCUGGAUCCUGAAGUUUCCUCCUUCUCCUAUCAAAUGGAGCUCACCGUGGUGGUGGUGCACGAGAUCUGCCAUCAGUGGUUCGGGGAUCUGGUCACACCGGUUUGGUGGGAGGACGUUUGGCUGAAAGAGGGAUUCGCUCAUUAUUUUGAGUACAUUGGGGCUGAUUUCCUCUUUCCAAAGUGGAACAUGGAGAAGCAGAGGUUUCUGACUGACGUCCUUCAUGAGGUGAUGUUGCUGGAUGGUUUGGCCAGUUCUCACCCGAUCUCUCAGCAAGUGUUUGAAGCCACAGACAUCGACAGAGUCUUUGACUGGAUCGCCUAUAAGAAGGGAGCUGCUCUGAUCCGAAUGCUGGCAAACGUCAUGGGACAAACACUAUUCCAGAGAGCCCUCAAUGAUUACUUGAUGACGCACAUGUACGGGAAUGCAGCAAGAGAUGACUUAUGGAACAAACUCUCCGAGGCUAUGCAGCGAGAGGGAAAGGAUAUCAACAUCACACAGGUUAUGGACCGCUGGACUCUACAGAUGGGCUAUCCGGUCGUCACCAUCAGCAAGAACGACAGUCUGGACAACAGCAUCACUAUUUCCCAAGAGCACUUUGUCUACGACACAGACGCCAAGAUCCAGAAUCCUGAGCUGUUCAACAAAAGCUUCCAGUGGCAAAUACCGCUAACGCUGGCAGUGGGAAACGCCAGUCACAUAUCAACUGAGACCAUCAUUUGGGUCACAAAUAAGUCAGAGACGCACAGAGUGGGUCACAUGAUUGGUGAGACGUGGUUGCUGGGCAACAUCAAUCAGACGGGCUACUUUAGAGUGAACUACGACCUUCACAACUGGAAACUUCUUAUUCAACAGCUUAUGAGCAACCCGACGAUCAUCUCUGUGGGCAACAGGGCUGGUCUGAUUGAUGACGUCUUCAACCUGGCGAGAGCUGGAUAUUUGCCACAAAACAUCCCCCUGCAGAUGAUCUCCUAUUUGUCUCAGGAGACUGAGUUUCUGCCCUGGCACGCUGCAAGUCGAGCACUUUACCAGCUGGACAAACUCCUGGACCGCACUUUAGACCACAGCCUGUUCAGCGAUUAUGUUCUAAGACAGGUGGAACCAAAGUAUCACAAGCUAGGCUGGCCAGCCACUUCCCCUGAUGGCUCCUUCAUCUAUUCAGCUUAUCAGACAGAAGAGCUGCAGAGAGAGGUGAUCAUGCUGGCCUGCAGUUUUGGAAACAAACACUGUCACCGCCAGGCUGUUUCUCUCAUUUCAGACUGGAUUUCCAGCAACAAGAACAGGAUUCCACCCAACGUCCGGGACAUUGUGUACUGCACAGGUGUUUCUCUGAUGGAUGAGGAUGUGUGGGAGUUUAUCUGGAUGAAGUUUCACUCAUCUACAGCUGUCUCUGAGAAGAAGGUUCUUCUGGAGGCCUUGACCUGCAGUGACAACAUCUUCCUGCUUAACAGGCUCCUGAAUCUGUCCCUCACGUCAGACCUGGUGCCGGAUCAGGAUGUAAUUGAUGUCAUCAUACACGUGGCCCGCAAUCCACUGGGAAGACAUUUAGCAUGGAGAUAUUUCAGAGAGAAGUGGGACAUUUUAAACUCCAGGUAUGGAGAAGCUUUAUUUAUGAACUCAAAAUUAAUCAGCGGUGUGACAGAGUUUCUCAAUACUGAGGCCGAAUUGAAUGAGCUGAAAGAGUUCAUCCUGACCAGCGGAGGAGAGUCGGCGCCUGCGUUCGCUCGAGCCGUCGAGAUCGUUCAAGCCAAUGUAAAAUGGCACAUCCUGUUCCAGGAACAGUUUUACCAAUGGCUGCGGAAAGCUCCCGAUGGAUAAUGCAACAUUUCGCAUGGAGCGUUCAAUUAGCAUGGAAACUCAUGGCCAGCGACGUAGGGAGAUUUAAGCGUUUAAAAAAACAAAAAUCAAAAACCUAUUCCAGACAAUGAAAAUGAGCUUUAAUUUCCCUGCUAUUUUUGAAGGCCCUCGCAAUCCAGGAUGCAAGAAAUGACAGAUAAAAACCCGAAGGAAUCAACAUCGGAAAUUGCAUGGUGGCGUCAGCAGCGACAGAUGAUUUACAUUCAGUUUCCCCCCUCGUAUUUUGCAUGAAAGUCAUUUCCUUCUUCCAAGUCAUUCUGAAGUUUGACCUUUUUCCGAGUCCUAAGAAUAUCGAAUUUGUUUUGAAGAGCGGACGGCGGUACACAGAGAUUGCUCUUCGGUAUAUAUAAAAACACAAUUUAGAUUAAGCACAACAACGUGACAAUCAGUGCUAUGAUUGGAAGAGGACGAGGAGGACAAAGAAGAGAAACAUUCAUGUAGCCUUUUCUCUCUCUAAAGCCAUAAAGGGGAGCGAUGACUGAAUUUGAUGUCUUGUACAGAAUAUGACGCAUAUUGUUUGGUCAAGCGACGCCACUCGACGGCCGUCAGAAGAGGGAGUCUUUAAGUCGUGCUUGAACCAGUGAUGGUUUCACCCACUGGUGUCCUGGAUCAUUUGCAUUCUCAUGGUGUUACCGUUGGCUCUCCUGUUUUGGAGGGUUUGUCCUUGAAUAUGGUAUGUUUGUUUGAGUGGAAAAAAUAAUCAGUGUAUCAAUAUUUUCAUGUAUAAUUCAUUGAUUGACUGGACUGAGGUCAGUUAAUGCAGUGCUGAGAUGUAUUAUCGUUGUGAGGUUCUGAAUGGAUGCUCCUCAUGGAGACUAAUUAUAAGGUUUCCAUUGUUUUAUGUUUAUCUUUUUCUUUACAUGAACAUGAAUGCACAAGAAAAUGUCAGAUUAUAUACAAAAACUAACUCAUUUGUACAAUAUUUACUCAACUGCAUUGUACUCAGCCAAAAAUAAUGUAUAUGGCCAACUGAAUUGGAUAUAAAACUGGCGAAUUAUCAUAUAUAUUUGACUAAGGUUUGGGCAAAAUUCAGAAUUGAAGAACAUGGCUGGAAAUACAAGUACACAGUGACACAACAGAGGAUUUUCAGUAGUCUAACAACAGGAUAGAGAUGAAAUAUAGAUAAUUCUUUAUCAACGAUUCCAAUUUAUUACCUGUUAGACCUUUUUCUCAAACAUAAAUUAAAUACAAUGAAAUCGGUGAACUGUUAUGUGUCCAUAUAGACACAUGAUGACAGUAUAAAAUUUCAUAAGAGUCUUUAAUAGUAAAUCUAAAAAAAGAAACAGGAGAUCGCAGGAGAAAUGUAGCACCAACUCAAACUAAUUAAUCAACAAUUAAUUAAUCAACAAUUAUCAGAACCAGAUUAUAUAUACUGAAGGAGCUGAGAGACUUAUGGUGCAAUCUUGUCACGUCAGUUAAAUCAUAUGUACAAAUUAAAUGUACUUCACAAAGCUGUUAAUGUAAGUGGAAAACAUUUCUUAAAGCCCCGAGUUGUGUCAUUGAGAAACAUGGUGGAAUCGAUAAAUGUAAGAUCUAUCAGGCUUGUCAUGGCAAAAAAUAAAUAAAUAACUUUGAAUGUGACAGGAUUGUAAUGUAACAGUUAAUGUUUUUGUGCAAUUUAGGUUAAUGUGGCUUCAUAAAUUAAAAACACACCUGAUGCAAAUUAUUUCCACUGUCUGUAUUAUUACAGAUAAAUUAUUUCAAAACCCUGCUGUAUUUGAUUGUAAUUUAUCAAAAUAAGUUACGCCGCUAUCUUGUGGUACUUGAUGUCAUACUUAAUUAUGUCGACUCUAAGUACAAACUUCCUAGGAGGACCUGAAUACAGCAUUAAAUGCAAGGGAUUAUUAACUGAAUAGGAACAAGUGUGUGGAACCAAAGAAUUGCCAUGGUAACUAAUUAGUGGAGGACAAGAUAGAGCAAAAAAAGAUUAACAAAAGCCAAACACAACAUUAAUAUACACUCUCAGAAAAAUGGUACAAUAUUGUACCAAAGAAGGUACAAACCCUAGUCACUGGGGCAGUACCUUUUUAUGGAACAGAAUUGUACCCUAAGACAAAGAAACAGAUUUGUACCAUUGCAGUUUGUACCUUUAAGGACAUAAUUUGUACCAUGGAAAGCCAAAAUGUACCUUUGGUUUUUAAAACCUUCAUCAAAGGUACAAAUCUGAUCCAUGAAGGUACCACUACAAUGACUACACAUUUUGUAUGUUACAGUGUCAAAUGUGUUCCUUCAAGAACUAUUUAAAGGCAUUUUGCUAAAUCCAAAUUGCGUAAAUUUAUUUUCAGUAAAAAUAAAACAUCGAAUACAUUUUUAAACAAUGUUUUUAAAAAAAAGUUUCUAUUUGUGUAAAUGCACCUUUUUUCAUUUACAAUAAAGAAUAAAAAAUACUUUAACAUUAAUCAAAAGAUCUGUUUGCUAAACAUUUCACAACAUUUUUCACAAAAAUAUUACAGAAACACAUUCUCCCAUGUACAAUAUACAACUUUUUUAUUUUCUCCAGUUUUCACACAAUACCUUUGUAAUCACCCUUAAAGUUCAUUUAAUUUACUCAAUUUUAAAAUACAAAUCGAAUUAUACACAAGUAUUGUAAUGAGAUAUGCACAAUGUUAGUUUUACAAAAGUAGAAAGUCUGCAUGAACACUUAUUGUCUGCAUAUGCAGGACUUUUGCCAGCUCACGUGCGUAGUGGAAAGCAAACGCUAAAAGGUUUCAUCAACCUUCAUCAAGGACAUCAAUAAUGAAAAUGUAUUUAUCUGAAAAUACUUAUUAUGUUUAUUAGAAAUACCUUAAAUGUUUAAUUUACAAUACUUAUAGUUUUGUUUUACCAGUUGUUUUGUAUUAUAGAACUUAAUAGUUAAUGUUUAUGAGUUGCAUAUGCUUUUAAUUGAUGAUUCGUGUUUUAAUAUGGAAAUUAUUCAUAAAAUCACUUUGCUUUUCCAGUAAUAUUUAUUUUCAUAGAUAUUUCAAUAGGGAAGGAGUUGUCCAACAAGUAUCUAUCUUUUUUUAUGAGAACAAUUGUGAACCUUCAUUUCAAUGCUUAUGCCCCAAUGAUGGUUAGGUUUAGGGGUGGGGUUUGGUGUCACCCUUUUAAAAUCAUACAUUUUUGUACGACUGAAAACGUAAAAAUUAGGUACUAAACUAACUAGUAAAAUAGCUAUGUUUCCUCGUGAGAUCAGGCUGGUUAUUACACUAUAAUAACUGUUUUUAAAAGCAACAGUUGAUAACAUGAUAUCAAGGGGUCCAUGUGGUACAGUAUCAUGGGGUCCAUGUGGUAUCAUGGAUUCACUUUCCAUUUUCAUAUAAAUGCAAAUUUGCUGGUUUAUGUUUCUAAUGUAGUUAUAAAUUGUUUUUUAAACAUUAAAAACAUUAUUAGAUAUGCACCGAUACUGAAUUUCUCAGCAAUACUAGUUGAUCAUCUAGAGUGAUAUCUGCUGAGACCAAAAAUGUAGUAGUUCUGCCUUGAAAUAAUGUUAAUCAAUGACAUGAUUUGAAAGAAAUGAAAAUUCCUAACUUUAUUAUCUCAACAAGCUUUUUUCCAAAGUUAGUGGUUUCAAUCAUAAACAGAACAUGCGUUGCUCAAAUUAAACAGAGAUUUUUAACUAAUCAAUUUGUAUUAAUUCAUAUUUUAAAUGGACUUAAUUAUAAAAAUUCAAUGAUUUUUAGACACAAAUUUGCUAAUCAAGAACAAACAUGUUGUGUUAAAUGUGAAAUUUUUGCAGUGCAGACAUUGCAGACUUAGGUUGCACACUUUUUUAAGGUGUCCUUCUUACAGUGUAACCCUAAAUGUCUCGUCAUCUUUGCCACCCAAUUUUACACAAGGAACCUUUUCUUUUAAAAUUUGCUUUAUUUUUCCACCAUGUUUUGAUUGACAGAAUAUUAUCGGCCUUGAUAAUAUAUAAGAUCUGUUUUUAAACCGACUAUUGGUGGAUUUAUCGAUGCAUCCUUCAUUAGUACAUUAACACAGUUGCUUCGUUCAUUAUUGUAUGCUGUAAUUGAUUAUAACAUUACCUGCAGGUAACAUGUUCAAAUUUCUCAAAACAGUUUCUGUUGUCAUAAUUAUUAUGUGGUAAAAAACAAGGUCACAUUUGGUGCUUCUUUUCCCUUAGCAACUGCUUUCAUUAAAGAAAUUUGCAUUGAUAAUAAAAUAUUUAGACUAUAUCCAAUAUUUUAAACAUAAUAAUUUACUUAAUGUGAAGUAUCUAUGUAGUAAAUGCCUAAAGGAAUGAAUAGGAAGAGGAUAAGGUACUUGGCCAUUUGUUUUGUCCAUUAAACUUAUUAGAAAAGCUCACAUAUUAUAUUAUAUUAUAUUAUAUUAUAUUAUAUUAUAUUAUAUUAUAUUAUAUUAUAUUAUAUUAUAUUAUAUUAUAUUAUAUUAUAUUAUAUUAUAUUAUUGGAAAUUCCUCUGUGUGUAUAUUCUGUGUAUGUAUUAAAAUUUCCAUCACAUUUUCAAAUCUCUCAAAUACCGGAAAAAAAGGUAUUUAAAAAACUGAAGUAAAUGAAAGCUCUACAGUGAAUUUCACUCCAUUAUGAAUUCUUCAUCCUCUUUGCUACCUCAAUUCAAAUUCAGGAAUUGAAUUGGAAUUUGCAAGCCAUCCUCAGUUCAAUUCUGAAUGGUGCACAACCCUGGUAAACUUAGUAUCUUCUGUCUGCUUGGCAGUGUGGAUCUCUGGAGGAUUAAAUCUGGAACAUAGGCCACUUUUCUUUUAACCGACUAGCGGGGUCUUUAAUGAAAUCCCCAGACAAAACCUUUUAGUCGGAUUCUUUAAAGUUGUGAGUCGCCUGUGUAAUAUCAGACUGAUUCAACAUGUCGUUUUUUUAAUUUCCCUCCUUUCAUGUUGUGUUUGACGUAAAGCUCUCUUUUGUUUCUAAAUUAGAGAUAAUAUCCUCUGUGUUUUGAGCAGAGCUGCUUAGAGAUUUUAAUGCUUACAAUAAAUUCUUUUGUACAGUAA
This is a messenger RNA of Danio aesculapii, 8251 nucleotides long. RefSeq names its product thyrotropin releasing hormone degrading enzyme, tandem duplicate 1 (gene trhde.1). The coding region runs from base 280 to 3264 and encodes 994 amino acids. Gene Ontology annotation, cellular component: cytoplasm. Gene Ontology annotation, molecular function: zinc ion binding; metalloaminopeptidase activity; peptide binding. NCBI's taxonomy places the organism in Eukaryota, Metazoa, Chordata, Actinopteri, Cypriniformes, Danionidae. The record is from RefSeq and is a predicted model, not a curated record. The transcript is spliced from 19 exons. Gene Ontology annotation, biological process: peptide catabolic process; proteolysis.